UGGACCGUGUAAGUAAUGCGCCGUUUCCCUUCCGCUUUUCGUUCUAGAGUAUCUUCCUUAUCACGGCCUAAGCGACAGCCGAAAUACUUGAACUCGCCAUGUACGUACGGCCCGUUACCCGCGACGACAUUCCAGCGAUAGCAGCAAUCGGCAAUCGCUCCUUCCAAAAUGACGAGCUCCAUGUAUGGCUAUAUCCACACCGCCACACAUACCCAGACGACCUUCGCAGAUACCAAGUGUUGCGUAUCCGGUCACGAGCCGUUGGGAUACGGCAACUCGGAUUCGUUGUCGUAACUGAAGAAGGCGACGCUAAUUGGAGCGGGGCGGAGGAAGUCGUAGGGUUUGCAUACUAUUAUCGCUAUGGCGAUGACGAAGGGGCGCAGAAGUGGAUCAAUGAUUCGUGGUUCAAGAAGAUCGAGCGGUAUCUCCUGGACUGGGAACUCUGGUACGAGUCUAAAUUCUUGGAUCGAGCCUCAGAUCCGGAGCGCGUCAAACAGUACAUAGCUGCCGCACCCUGGGACCGCCUCAAGCCCCUCGAUCCGCGAUGGCACCUCUCUGUCCUCGGUGUCUCUCCACAGCAUCAACGCCGCGGGGUAGGCGGCAUGCUCGUCAAACACGGCCAGGAGAUUGCGGAGAAAGAGGGGUUGCCGUUCACGCUGGAGAGUAGUGUCGUAGGGAGGAAGCUGUACUUGAAGAUGGGGUUCAAGAUUGUAGAAGAGUGUGAGAUAUUCGAUGUGCUGGAUUUCGUCGCGAUGGUUUGGGAGCCGGAGGAGUCGAAGGGGAAGUGGUUGGAGGAUAUCGGGGAGGAGACGGCGAACGUUAGAGCCGCAAAGUAGCCCCCAUGAACUUAGAACGAUCCAGUAUUGGGAUUCGUAAGAUAUCUCAAUGCUGGAAUUUCCGCCGAGACGUAAUAUUAGAUGAGAAGGACAAGACGAAUGUCGUUCCACUCUCGGAUAAUUACGUCACGUGCUCUCGUGCUGUCGGCAAAACUGCGGCGAGAAGUUAGUG
This is a messenger RNA of Trematosphaeria pertusa, 1008 nucleotides long. Its product is annotated as acyl-CoA N-acyltransferase. The record is from RefSeq and is a predicted model, not a curated record. The transcript has 2 exons. NCBI's taxonomy places the organism in Eukaryota, Fungi, Ascomycota, Dothideomycetes, Pleosporales, Trematosphaeriaceae. Gene Ontology annotation, molecular function: acyltransferase activity, transferring groups other than amino-acyl groups. Bases 99 to 836 code for a protein of 245 amino acids.